Pungitius pungitius (ninespine stickleback) is the source of this 1061-nucleotide messenger RNA. Its product is annotated as erythroferrone. Bases 1 to 912 code for a protein of 303 amino acids. The transcript is spliced from 8 exons. The record is from RefSeq and is a predicted model, not a curated record. NCBI's taxonomy places the organism in Eukaryota, Metazoa, Chordata, Actinopteri, Perciformes, Gasterosteidae. Gene Ontology annotation, molecular function: hormone activity.
AUGUUGGCCAGGCCGACCCAGGGACGGAGCGCUCAGGGCGGGGCAGAGGGGCAACUGGGCCUGACGUUGAUGAUGAUGAUGAUGAUGAUGAUGGUGGUGGUGGCGGAGGCAGCUAGCGUGGCAGAAGUGGAGAGUGAAGAGAGCGAGGAGGUCCUGGAGGAGGAGGAGAUCUUGGAGCCGCUGACAUCAGACCUGUCCAGAGUGUCUCCUCUCAGCUCCUGGCUCAUCUUCAGGAGAAACUCCAACAAAGGGGACAACCGGAGAACCAAAGGAACCAGGAGAACCUCAAAGCAUGGUCUUCCAGGACCUCCAGGACCCCAAGGACCUCAGGGACCCCGGGGGCUUCCAGGACACACCGCCCCCCUUCUGCCCCAGCAGCAGAUGGUCCUCCAGGAGUUGCAGCUCAGACUGAAAGACAUGGAAGGAGUGUGUUUUCAGUGUGACGCUACUCCUCGUGUCUCCACCUCCUUCCUCGGUCGCCUCCUUCGGGACGUCGUCGUCCCUCGACGCAGCCUGCUGGAGCUGCAGCCGUUUAGUCAGCCUUCGGACUCGGAGCGGAGCAUCCAGAGGGGGCGGAGCUUCAACAGCAGCAGCGGCCGGUUCACAGCCGCCGUCUCCGGGUUCUACCAGCUGACCGCCAGCCUGCUGAUAGAGAGCGGAGACCGAGUCCACGCGAGACCCCGAGACAGCGUGAGAGCGGCUGUGUGCAUCGAGUCGCUCUGCCAGAGCAACCUCUCGGUGGACUCGGUGGUGGGCGUGGCGGCGGCAGGAGGAACCUUCAGCAUCCUGCUGACAGGAACUCUUCAUCUGCAGGCUGCUGAGUACGUGUCUGUCUUCGUGGAUAACUCCAGCGGGUCGGCCCUUAGUGUCCUGCAGGACUCUUUGUUCUCUGGGAUUCUGCUGGGAGUCUGAACCCUUCUGACCCCUUUACCUGAUCACCUCUGAGGUCAAAGGUCAAAGGAGCCAGAGCAGACUCCUCCCCGUCCUGUUUGCCUCAGUGUCACCUGAUGGACGGACAAAUUAUCAAUCUCAUUAAAUCUGUGUAUUUACACCCUUUCAUG